Molecule: messenger RNA, 4516 nt
Organism: Maniola jurtina (meadow brown)
Lineage: Eukaryota; Metazoa; Arthropoda; Insecta; Lepidoptera; Nymphalidae
Product: probable methyltransferase TARBP1
Exons: 7
Coding region: 223-4476 (1417 amino acids)
Biological process (GO): tRNA methylation
Molecular function (GO): tRNA (guanine) methyltransferase activity; RNA binding
Source: RefSeq, a predicted model, not a curated record
UGAGAUAGCUAUAAAAAUUGGUGGUUCUUUUAGGUUAUGUGUUUUUAUUUUUAAUAUAAUAUAAAUAUGAAAAGAAUUAGAAACGGCAAUAAAAAAAUUUUGCUGAAAAAGUACAUAUCCAAUAUCCAUAGAAAUUUUAAUACAAUUGUGAGUAUCGUAGUAAUGUGACUCUAUCUUGUGUCGUGAAACUGAUAAACCUACGGAAUUACCGGCAACCUCAAUAUGAAUUCUAACGAAGAAAUUCUCUCCUUCAUGGAUUUACUGGAUUUGGACGAGGAGGUAAUAGAUAUAAGAGCUAAAAACUUAAUGGAAAAAAGCACCUUAACCUCUCAGCAUCUAAAUAACUUCAUACAUUUACUCCAAUAUAAACAACUGAUAAAUAUUCGCGAGAACAGCGAAUGUGACAAUGAGGCAGAAUACCACUUCGUUGGCAAACUCCUAGCCAACGUAAAUGACCAAAAUGUUGGGGCCGUAUGUAAAAUUAUCACCACUGUUCUUUCUUUAAAUCCAAGCACUGUUAAAUUCAAAUCUGAACAUUUGAUUCAACAAAUACUCGCAGAAAUAUAUUUGCCUACACAUACAAAUGUUAUAAGCUCCGAUAUGGAAGUAGAAAAGCUUAAGACGACGUUGCUACACCUGAAAAUAUGUGGAAGUAUUUUGGAUGCAAAUGAAAAAAGUAAUACUAAAUUGUCUUUACCAUUUCUUAGUACGCCUUUAGAACAUAUUGUAUGCAGUAAAGAUGAAAAAGUUUCUACAUAUUUCUUAACAAAUACUGUGCCUCGGUUUUUUUCAAUUAUAGGAGGAUAUAAUAUACUUGACAGAAUAUGGAACUUUCUUAAAGAAUUAACAGAUGAGAAAGAAAUGAUUGCUCUUAAGGUUAUAUGCAGCUUGUCCAAUUACUAUUUACCUGUGGACUCUGGCACUACUUUAGAAUCUCACAUAAUUUUUGAAAGCAAAUUUUGGGAUUUCAUAUUACUUGGAUUAAGUUCUGAAGAUGCAUUUGCAAGAAAGCAAUCAAUAUAUUUAGCAAAAAGAGCCAUAGAUUACAUAAUGAACAACAAAAAGAAUGUAAUUGUAACAUCCAAAAGUCAAUUUGUAUGGAAUAACAAAAAUAAUGCAAAUUUGAAAAAAAUGUGGGACAACUUCUUUGUACUGAUAGAAAGUUUAGAAGAAAAACAGAGUAAUAUUGUACUACCCUCAUUAAAAUUAUUUGAGCUUGUAACAGAUAUUGGCCGCUGCUGGUUGAAUUGUGCAUUUAAGAUUGGCCUCAAACAUGACAACACUCAAGUCAAAUUGAAGUGCUUGCAUUAUCACCUUCAAUAUGGUGUACUCAAUCAAUCUGAGGGUAUAAUGAUAUUAAGAGCUAUUAAUGACAUAGGUCUUUUUGAUCAUGAAUACAAGUGUCUUAUGGACAAACUGAAUGAAGUACUUAAAGACAAUGCAACAUUGAUGAGAAUCUUAAAAACCCUACCUUUAGUUAAAUGGUCACCAGUGCCAUUGUACCAUGUUACUAAAAUCAUUACAUAUAUUGAUAGAUCACUGUCACUUGAAGAUCAAACAAUAUUGAUUGAUCUUAUUAGUGAUCUGUCUAAAAUACCUUGCAAUAAUGUUAUCAUAAGAAAAUGUGUAAACAUUAACUUAUCACAUCUAAUUGGAAAAUGUGGUAAAAAUCUAAAUUGGCGAAAAUACAUUCCUGUUUACUCAUAUUUACAACUUGAUUAUCUUAAAAAAACAAAGGAUUUAUUAGUUGAAAAUCCAUUUGAAAAUAUGAUAAGGAAUGACAUUGUUGUCCCCCAAGAGGACAUGGUUGAAUUUUUCAAGCUCACAUCAAUAUCACACACUAAUAUAGAUUUUGCUUUAUUAUACUUUGAAGAACAUAAUGAUAUAGAUUUCUUAGAGUUUAUUGAUGGAAUCAUACAUAGAAUUGAAGAUAUCAGUAAAAGGCAAUACUGUGAUAAGGCAGAAUGUUUAAAAGAUGUUAUAUUUGUGGUACAUUUGUACAAUAAAUCGUUACAGAAGCAUGGUGGUAUUUAUGAUAAAAUAAAUCACAGUGCAACUAAACAUUUGAAAAUAUUGCUGCAAUAUAUUAUGAGUAUGAUGAUCAGUGAUGUAAUUUUUGAUAUUGAAAAUAUAACAUGUUUGUUUGAAAAUUUGGAUCAAGUAGUGGCUGAAAUAUCAAAUGUCAAUGAAAUAGAAAUCAUAUCAGGACUGUACAAAUCAAGUGUACUGUGUUUAAAAGAUGAGAAUACAAUUGUAGACAAAAAGGUUUUAAGUAUUUAUAUUUUAUGUAAUUCAUUGAUAUCUCCAUUGAUGUUGAAGACCUACAAGCAAGAACUAUUAGAUAUCAAAAAUAUUAUGGAAGUUAUUCUAAAUGUCAAAUUUAUUGGAAAUUUAAAUAAAGAUGAUAGCGGAAGAUUAAGAAACGCUUUUUAUGAGAAAUCGUGUGAAAUCGUUAACAUUUGGUUGAACACAGACAAUUCGCAAGUGAAUAAUAUUUUAGGUUUUAUUGAAGUGGUAAUUGAAAGUGGAGGAUAUGGUUGCUUAAAAUGGAUCCUUAGGAUCAUGAAUAAAAUAUUACCUACAAUACUAGAUGAUAAAAAUAAUAAAUUUGAUGUAAUACAAUUUUUAACCAGAAUGUGGUCAGAAAUAGAAGAAUUAAAAUCUAAUAGCCAAUAUCCAAUUUGUAUGAAAGAAUUUGUGACUUUAAUCACUCAGGAAACAUUGUUAGAAAAGUCGAUGUAUAACAACAUUUUACUAAUGUACUGCAGUAAAAUUAUAGAGUAUGCUGCUGUUAAAAAUAUGCCAUUAUAUCUUUUGGCUAACCAACUUAACAAAAUAAAUAUAUCUGAAUAUAGUCACAUGGUUUAUGUUUUAAGCGAAAUCUUAUUGAAUCCAGUAGUUGCAAGGAAAGAGAACAGGAUAGUAGAAAAUGUGUUGCUUGAAAUUUUACGAGAACCAAUUUAUGGAGCAGACAAACACAGUAUUUAUUUUAACUCGCACAUACAGUUUUUGGCUGUAUCAAUACUGAGUAAAAUUUCAGAUCCAACAGUACUGAACUCUGUAAUAUAUUUUAUGACUAAGAAGAUAGACGAAUUGUUCAAAAACAAACUGAGAUACCACAGCAAUUCACAUCUCCAAAGGACUUUGCAGGCCUGCAUCCAAAACCUGCUGUUCAUUUUACUGAAAUCUAGGAAUGUGAAUUUUCAAAGUACAGCUUUGUGGUGUAUGGCAUUCCUGGGCAGAAUACCACAUCAGCCUUUUGAAAGAACAUGCCUUGAAUGGUACAUAUCGCUUUAUUUUUAUUUGAAGGAAUCCUUCAUAAAUCAUGAAGUUCAAAAUCAAUUGAAAUCAAACAAUAUACCCCUUUCAUCACAAUUCACAAUAAUGUACUGGAUUGUGAUACACAAAUUAAAAGAUGGUAUUUGCCUCCAAGAAGAAUAUGAAUUUUUGAUGGAUCUUCUCUUGUCCCAUAUUAUGGGCCCAGUUUUUAGUAUACGAUUGCAAGCGCAGUAUCUAUCUUCUAGGAUUUUUGAAGCAAAUGAAAUAUCCGUGAAUAAAUUAGAUAACUCACAGUACGCGUAUAUGAUUAAAGUUAUAAAUGGCACAUUACAAGAAAUUGCAAAAGCAGAUGACAAAAGUUUUAAGAGACUUAAAAAUGAUUAUUUUAUAGGUGAAUUUGAUAUAAUUGAAGAUUUAAUACCCUGUGAAAUAUAUUGGGGUUUGCCUCAACUAGUUGCUGCAUUAAGUAAUAAUAUCAUAGAAGAUGAUUUUCUAAGAAAUAUACUUAAUGAAAUUGAAAGCAAUCUUAAUUUAGAUGAAAAUGAUAAGUUUCAUAAUGAAUGGAAAGAAAAGCGAAGAAAAACUUCAGAUGCACUUCAAUUUAAGGCUAGAAAUAAAACUAUAAAUAAAGAAGUUGAGAGUUUAGAAGAAACGGGAACAAUACAGAAGAAAUAUGUGCCUUGGAAGAAUAUGAGCGACGUUGAUGUAUAUGAUAAUGAGACAAAAAGCAACAAAACAGAACUAAUAGUAGUGGCAUCUCUCAUCGCCAAGCUGCCCAACUUGGGAGGCAUGGCGCGCACCAGCGAGGUGUUUGGCGUACGCGCUUACGUCGUGGACAGUCUCAGGCAUUUGCAGGACAAACAGUUCCAAGGACUAAGUGUGUCGGCCGAGCGAUGGGUCCCCGUGGAGGAGGUUCGGCCGGCGCAGCUCAAGGAUUACCUGACGAUGAAGAAGUCCGCAGGCUACUCUGUGGUGGCGGCUGAACAGACGUCCACCAGCAUAAAGCUCCAAAACUUCAAGUUCCCCAACAAAACUCUCUUGUUGCUGGGGAAUGAAAAGGAAGGAGUUCCGUGCGAUCUCCUGCCGUUAAUGGAUCACUGCGUGGAAAUACCGCAGCAAGGGGUCAUCCGCUCGCUGAACGUGCACGUCACUGCUGCGAUCUUCAUAUGGGAGUACGCCAGACAGAAUAUGUUGUAAAUAAUUAUAUUUAAUUAUGAAAUUAAAUUGUUUUCAUAUA